GUCUGCCCAAACCUCCCGGCAAAAUCGAAAAUUUUCCCCCAAAUCUUCCACGGCAAGGCGCGCCAUCCCUCCUCUCCCCUCCCCUUAUCCGCUCCUCCUUCCCUCGCAAGCCACCGCCAAAAAUCCAUUCCAAUUCAAAAAUCUCCCCCCCCCCCUCCCUCCCUCGAAUUCUCCCACCCCAACCCUAUAAAUGCCCCCUCCCCCUCUGCCCACCGUUCCCCACGCCGCCGCGGCCGAGCCACCCACCGAUUCCCCCAAACCACCCCGAUCCGCCCCUGCGACGGCGAGGAAGACGAAGAUGCCGGCCGCGCCGACGCUGGUGCCCGCCUGCGACCUGGAGGAGCCGCUGCUGGCGGAGUCCUCCGACCGCUUCUCGAUGUUCCCCAUCCGGUACCCGCAGAUCUGGGAGUUCUACAAGAAGGCGGUGGCGUCGUUCUGGACGGCCGAGGAGGUCGACCUCUCCUCCGACGCGCGCCACUGGGACGCCGCGCUGUCCCCCGACGAGCGCCACUUCAUCUCCCACGUGCUGGCCUUCUUCGCGGCGUCGGACGGCAUCGUGCUCGAGAACCUCGCGUCCAGGUUCAUGUCCGACGUGCAGGUCGCCGAGGCACGCGCCUUCUACGGCUUCCAGAUCGCCAUCGAGAACAUCCACUCGGAGAUGUACUCGCUGCUGCUCGAGACCUACAUCCGCGACGACGUCGAGAAGGACCGCCUCUUCCGCGCCAUAGACACCGUCCCCGCCGUGCGCCGCAAGGCCGACUGGGCCAUGCGCUGGAUCGACGGCGGCGAGCGCUUCGCCGAGCGCCUCGUUGCCUUCGCCUGUGUCGAGGGCAUCUUCUUCUCGGGCUCCUUCUGCGCCAUCUUCUGGCUAAAGAAGCGCGGCCUAAUGCCGGGCCUCACGUUCUCCAACGAGCUCAUCUCCCGCGACGAGGGCCUGCACUGCGACUUCGCCUGCCUCCUCUACGACCUCCUCCGCGGCAAGCUCGACGAGGUCCGCGUCCGCGAGAUCGUUGCCGACGCCGUCGACAUCGAGAGGGAGUUCGUCUGCGACGCGCUCCCCGUCGCGCUCGUCGGCAUGAACGGCGACCUCAUGAGCCAGUACAUCGAGUUCGUCGCCGACCGCCUCCUCAUGGCCCUGGGCUGCAAGAAGAUGUACAACGUCGCCAACCCAUUCGACUGGAUGGAGCUCAUCUCCCUGCAGGGCAAGACCAACUUCUUCGAGAAGCGCGUCGGCGACUACCAGAAGGCGUCCGUCAUGUCCAGCCUCAACGGCGGCGGCGCCGGCAACCAUGUCUUCAGCAUCGACGAGGACUUUUGAUAUGCCAUCACCUUUGUACAUUUCCUAUCUUCGCCGCCCGCUUGCUCUUUUGCCCUUAGAUUACUAGUCAGUCCCAGUAGUAGUAAUACAUGUGCUUGGUGCUCCCUAAUGUUAUAGCUGUUGUUGCUGGUUCUUGUUGGUGAUGUAAUAAUCAUGGAUGCAGUUGCUGUUUAUCAACAAA
This is a messenger RNA of Oryza brachyantha (malo sina), 1499 nucleotides long. Its product is annotated as ribonucleoside-diphosphate reductase small chain. Bases 191 to 1318 code for a protein of 375 amino acids. The record is from RefSeq and is a predicted model, not a curated record. The transcript has a single exon. Gene Ontology annotation, biological process: deoxyribonucleotide biosynthetic process. Gene Ontology annotation, molecular function: oxidoreductase activity. NCBI's taxonomy places the organism in Eukaryota, Viridiplantae, Streptophyta, Magnoliopsida, Poales, Poaceae.